AUGGGGCUCAACAACCACGAACUGCAAGCACAACACUGGGAAUGGCAUCAUCUCUCCACUUGCAAAGUGGGGCGCACUCGAAGAUGUGCACAACACAGCACCACAAACAAGCAACUAGCACACGACGAACUCGUGGUGAGGUCCCACUUGAACUGCAAUACCGUUGGGAGGGCCACCAUCGCCGCUUCGUCCAUCGGCCGCCCCUACGAAGCUGGACUCGACACUGUGCCCGUGUCACGGCCAGCAUUCGGCAACACAAUAGCGGCCAAGGAAAGCAGAAUGGAGGUGUCUUCCAGGCCGCCUACGAGCGCCGCUAAGAACCAAGGGCGGUCAGAGGCGCCGAGGACGGCGCCAGCCCUCGAGCCAAGGACGCCCGAGCCGAGUGCACCGGCGGAGCCAGGGCUGGCGAGCGCGGCGACAGAGCCAGGUCUAGCGGGGGCAGAGCCAGGUCUAGCGGGGCCAGUGGACGCGGUGGCCGAGACAGAAGUGCAGCCACCGCCCGAGCGUUCGGCGCCAUCCAAGCCCGCCCCGAGCGCGCCGAGCCCCCCGGAGGAGGCUCGCAGGGGACCCAGCGCCCAGCCGCCGCCCAGCCAACCCGCCGACCCUCUCUCGAUCGUGCUUGGGAGCGCCCGGGAGGUGAUCGGGCGACUGGAGGCGGCCGUAGCGGGGGAGAUGGCGCAGCGGGAGGUGGCUUGGCGCGUUUUCGACUCCCGCCUUGCCGCGGCGCGCGCCACCAAUGAGGACGAACAGCGCGCCAUAGAGGAGGGGUGGAAGGCCUUGGAGGAGGCCCGCACGGAGGUCGCGCGGGAGCAGAAGACUCUGGAAGACGCCCGCGCGUAG
This is a messenger RNA of Phragmites australis (common reed), 840 nucleotides long. RefSeq lists its product as uncharacterized. Bases 1 to 840 code for a protein of 279 amino acids. The record is from RefSeq and is a predicted model, not a curated record. The transcript is spliced from 2 exons. Lineage: Eukaryota; Viridiplantae; Streptophyta; Magnoliopsida; Poales; Poaceae.